Messenger RNA from Dendronephthya gigantea, 2908 nucleotides. RefSeq lists its product as uncharacterized. The record is from RefSeq and is a predicted model, not a curated record. The coding region runs from base 444 to 2252 and encodes 602 amino acids. The transcript has 3 exons. Lineage: Eukaryota; Metazoa; Cnidaria; Anthozoa; Malacalcyonacea; Nephtheidae.
CCAUACGUUAUCUAUACCCGGAUAUAUUUUGCCUACGAUAUUAGACUCCAGGAGUUAUAUACCUAGCAACAAAAGCUUUCUUUGACAUUCUGAACAAAUUUUGUUUGAAUUUUUUUUUGGUCAAGUAUACAAACAAAUCGUGGGGUUUCUAACGAAGAUUUUAUUAAUCUUCCUAAAUCUGGACGUAUUUUGCUGUGUUUCAGCUAAAAUCGAGAAAUCCAAGAUUAUUGAAAAUAUCGACGAUGAUCGAUCUGGACCAUCUGGUGAAUGAUUGAUUUAAAUGUUUGGUAAUUUUUGUAAUGAAAAUCAUUUGGAUCUUGUGUUAAUACUUUAAGAGCUAUUCUGAGUACUAUGUAAAGACAUGCUUUAUUUAAUACGUCUGUAAAAGUAAAUUUGGUUUUAUUAGUAUAUAACAGAAAUAACGUUGAUUAACUGACUACAAUAUGGCUUCAUUUGGGCCAAGGGCAGUAAUUUGCUAUAUUUGUGGAAGGAAAUAUGGUACAUCUUCUAUCAAGAUCCAUGAGCCACAAUGCCUUAAAAAAUGGCAUUUGGAAAACCGGGAUUUACCCAAGCACAUGAGAAGACGUCCACCAGUCAGACCGCAAGGUUUCGGCGAGUUUUCAACGAAUGGCCAAUCUCUCGGCAACCAAAUCGAUGCAAUGAAUGAACUCUCCUAUGGUACUUCCAAGCAGCAGCUUUUACCUUGCGAGAACUGCGGUCGGACAUUCCUUCCGGAUCGUUUGCCGGUUCACCAAAGGAGUUGCCGCCCAGGUAAUGCAGCUAAGCCGGGUCGUGGUAACCCUAUGCAAAAUGGUGGCCCAGGUGAAACCAAUAGAUUCGGGUUCAGGGAACAGCCGAGGGAACCAGUAAAGCCAAAAACUAUUAUCUGUUAUAUUUGUGGACGUGAAUUUGGGAGUGCGUCCAUCUCGAUUCAUGAGCCGCAAUGCUUAAAGAAAUGGAAGCUUGAGAACAACAGUUUGCCAAAACAUAUGCGGCGACCUGUUCCAACCAAACCUGACGUCCUACCAAGCCUGACAGGUGAUGAAAAUGACAGAGAAAGGAGAAAUCAGUUGGCAUAUGAAUCAGCUAAACAACAAUUGGUACCUUGUCCAAAUUGUAAACGGACAUUCCAGCCAGAUAGAUUAAGUGUUCAUCUCAGAUCAUGCAGGCAGGGUGCCAAGACUAUACAGUCAUCACCAAAUAACAGGCUUGGGUCACAGAAGCAGUCAGACCCUUUGGAAUUUCCACCAAGAUCUCCAACAACGCCACCCAGAAAACCAACCACAAAAUCCACCCGAAAUCAAUACAAAAAGCCACCAUCUCGCACCAAAGGACAGAGUGACUUCAACAACAACUUUGAUGACAUGCAACACCAUCUUGAAAGUUCUAAUUCCCAUGAGAAAACUUCUAAUUCAUUUAGGAAGGGUUCCAAUUCGUUUGGGAACAACUCUAAUUCACACAGGAACAGUUCUAAUUCAUAUGGAAACGCAAGGGUUGGAUCAGGUGGCAGUAAUAGAUCACAUCCUGACGAUGAUUCACACAGAAACCCCGGAUCGCAACCAACUCGUAAAAAACCGAAUGUGAAAAAAGCCAGCGGACCGAAGAAAGGUGGUUUUGCGAGUCCGAAUUCUGAUGCAUUCGGUCGUUCAGCUGGGUUGGGCACCUCUGGUAUGAAUGAUCCUGAAGCUUUCCAAUCAAGCGGCAAUGGUAAUUUAGUUCCUUGCUUCAAAUGUGGGCGAACCUUUGCAGCUGACAGAGUUGAGAAACAUCAGGCAAUCUGUAACAAUGCGAAACAACGGAAAGUGUUCAACUCGAGCAAGCAUCGAACUGAGGGCACCGAGGCAGCCUCGUUUAACAGACCAGGUAGAGCGAGUAGCAAGGCACAGAUACAACCGAAAUCAAAGUCCAAUUGGAGGAAAAACCACGAGGACUUUAUCAGAGCGAUACGUGACGCAAAGAAGGUUCAGGACCAUGUCAAAAAAGGAGGAAAGGUGUCUGACCUUCCCCCACCCCCUCCAAGUGAAAACCCUGACUACGUAUACUGUAAGCAUUGUACGCGAAGAUUUGCGCCGGAAACCGCUGCUCGGCAUAUUCCGAAGUGUGCAACAACGAUUAGUCGUCCAGCCCCACCGAAGCAACGAGCCAUUCCCCUGGGGGGAAGCCGUGCUAGCGGUGGGGGCGCUCGUGUCAGAGGUCAGUAUACUACAACAAGUACCCAGCGAGGUGGGGGAAACCGAAGAUUGUAUAGAUAGAUAGAACUGUUAUCUUUUGUUCAACAUAUGGCCACGAUUUUCAUCCCCAAAGAAUGAAUGGAAAUUACUAGUCGGAUAAAGUCGAUCCUAGGGCAUUUGCACUGAAUGAAAUGCACUUUGAACAAGUUUAAACCACUUGUGUAAACAUACAAGUAGAUAUAUGAAUGUCUACGCAUCAUAUUAUUAAGCUCUAUUGCACGUUAUAUCUUAUGAUAGUUUAAAUGCGCUAUAUAUAUUGAAUCAUUGACGGCGUAAAUGAAAGCAAUAUACAUUAGUUUUAUACACGUAUGUAAAUCAAAUUUGCACAUGCAGUUCGUCGCUUGUAUAAUUAUGAGGAACAUGAUGAAGUCAUCUGUCUUCAGGUGCUAUCUUGCGGUUGAUUUUGUUUAAUUUUCUUCCGCUUUCUUGGAGAAACAAACUUUGAUUCGCCUAUUUCUUAUUUUAUGACUGCUUGUCACGUUCAUAGUUUUGAUUGGUCGCAAUCAAAAUACAGCAACGACACACAGAAAUUCGUGCAUAGAGGCUGAAAAAUCAACCAUUGAUGAUGGUUGCUCUAAAUGAGUACAAUAUUCAAACAAAUAUCAGUCUAUUGUCAUUAAUUUAUUGCCACAAAUUGUACAUAAAAAUGAGUCUAAAUUACAUUUGAAUAAAAUUGU